AUUGAAAUGUUCGCGAGCCUGUGCUCGGAAAUCGAACAGGAAAAGAAAAACUCGGCGAUUCCGAUCCAAAGCAGGAGAUGAUGGCGAGGGCUCCAAUGGUGGAGGAUGAUUACGAGACUGAAGAGAAAAAGCAAGCUGCUGCUGAUGUUCUCUAUCACUACUCGCAGUUUGUCAUGGUAUGCAUUGGGGGAGUUCGACCAACUGAGCUCAGGUUGCACCUAAUGAAGGAACUUUCAGGAAUGCCUUCAUCUUUGAAGAAAGAGCCCUUUCCUGCAUCUUCUUCUCCCGAUUCCAUAGGUGCAUCAUCCUCGGGGAUGGCGAAAGGCGAGAAAAACAAACUAAGCUCAUAGGCUUUUCGCAUUGAAUCAGAUACAUGUAGCACCAGUUAUUCGUGGUAAGAACUAUGAAAAAACACCAGAGACGACAAAGUUCUGUAUUCCAGCGAGCAUCAUUAUGUAAAUAACAGAAACCGAGUCAAAGUAAUGCACCAGGUUUGAUGCAAUAUCUGGUUCGGUGAGUCUUAGAUUCUUUGUUUCUUUUAAUCUUUUGAUAUUGUACUUCAAAUCGAUGUGUGACUGAUCUACUUGUCUUCGUUCGGUCAAUGUAAAACACUUAAAUGAGUGAUUGCUAUACCAUCAUACAGCCCACAAGUUUCACUUUUACAUGUAUAUUAUUUCCUUGCUACCCCUUAAAAGCCA
This is a messenger RNA of Ananas comosus (pineapple), 698 nucleotides long. RefSeq lists its product as uncharacterized. NCBI's taxonomy places the organism in Eukaryota, Viridiplantae, Streptophyta, Magnoliopsida, Poales, Bromeliaceae. The record is from RefSeq and is a predicted model, not a curated record. The transcript is spliced from 3 exons. Bases 78 to 350 code for a protein of 90 amino acids.